UCUUCCUCUGAAAUGAUAAGCGCAUCCGGAAAUCUGCACUGUGGCAGCCACCGAAGCGCCACGUUCACUGAGCUUUGUACUUUGUGAAGAAACUUACGUCCUCGCCUCUCUGGGUGCCAUUCUUUUCCUAGAAGCCACCAUGUCUGCCAGCCAGAACCAAGUCAAGUCCUACGGAUUCGGUCUCAAGGCUCUCAAGAAGUUCCCUGAGGUCCUCCCCUUGGUUAGCAUCAUGGGCGUUGCCACGGUGGGCGUGAGUGCAUUCUGCCUCUAUGCCCUCUUUGAGAAAACCGACGUCAAGAUCAACAGGAGUGACUUGGCUCGCUGGGACAAAAUCGACGUCAACCAACCGCAAAAGCUGAUGACCCUCAACCAGUCCUACGGCGAGGACCCCAAGAUCACCGCCCUGAAGAAGGAGAUCGCCGAUGCCUACAAGGGCCAGUAAGAAGCCAGGUCAAGCUGACGCCACCGAUGCCACCUCCAGCUACUCCUCCUCCACCUGUUCCACCUCCACCUCCCCUUCCACCUCCCCCGGCCUCUGCACCACCGCCGCGUCGCUUCUGUCUUCGAUGUUCGUUGUCACCCCGCGCCCUGCACGGCUUGUACCUCCUCCUUCGGUGCCUGUGUGGCUCCUGUUCGCGCGCCCCGACCCGCUAUUCGACUCAGGAGACGCAAAUGCCGCGAGCUGUUUCUAGUCGAACAGGGAGACACGACCUCCGUGGAUGUACGCCUUGUUCUUCUGGUCGCGAGGGAAGGGCGGCGAGAACAGCCCGCUAUGGAGACAAUAACAGCUCGCUCGGCCCGCGAUGAAUAUUUGAAGAGCACUUUCCUCCCGCCGGCGGAGACAGAUAGCGCCUCUGCCGCAGGAUGCAGCACCGCUUCCCGCGAUUGAGCAAGGGCGUUCACCUCCAGCCUGUGACGGAGGAGAGCUUAGCGGUAUUUCAUGAUGGAGGCUCGACCAGCAGCCCCGUUUCAUGGUGGAGGCGCAGCUGGCACCUCCGUCUUACACUGGAGGUCCUGCUGGCGCCAGUCCCUGUACUUCUAUGCCAAGACGGAGCCAUGCACGACAUGACGAGAGCAUUAGCAGCGCUCCCACCAUCGUGACGGCGGCUCGGCCAGCGGCGGCUCUUUCCCCGAAGCGAUCAGCAGGAACCGUCGACAGCAGCUCCUCCGCGGCGGAUUCGAAGGGAGCCCCGUGGCGACGCCAAGCCCCGAGGUUCAGAUUCCGGAGCGUCGUGGCGCGGCGUCGGCGGAGAUUUCGCCGAGCGCGGCCCUCCUGAAGGUCAGGAUCAAUACCGGUUAUCGGAGCCUCGGCUGUGUCACCUGCGAAGAGGGUGCGGGCGGCCCUGGGCGCGGCGCCGCUCGCUCAUCCCGGAGCUGCGUCGCCCGAGGCCCCGGCGCCCUCGCCUGCGGGGAAUCCUCGGGGGAGCGGGGAAGGGAACAGCUAACGACGUGACCGCAUUAGCCGCAUUAGGCAAAUCCCCUUCGUUAAGGUCAGAGGAGGACGACCUUUCCGCGCGGAGAAGUUCAGAAAACGCGCGAUGAAAUAUUCAGAAUAUCAUUCAGCUUCUCCCUCCGCUGGAAGAGCAACGACGCUCUCAUAGGCCAGCGCGACCCGCCCUCGCCUCUCGCCCCCCCCCCCCCCCCCCCCCCGCCGCCGCCUUCCUCUGGAGGCAAGCUGGCAUUUCAGCACGAGUGUAUUGUAAUGCGUGUACUGUAGAAGACGCCGUAGAAAAGGAGAACAGCGGAGAGCAGUGGUGUCUCGGUGGCGCCCGCUGCUGUAAUGACCAUUCCACAGGCGAGACUCCCAUCCUUGCUUUUUUUUUCUCUCUCUCUCUUUUUAUCUUUCUAUUUUUUCUCUCCCUCUCUUUCUCGCUCUUCUAUUUUUACCUGGCAGGUGUUCGGGGUCAUUGCCUUCGAGGCCAGGAUGACCUAGGCUUAGACACAGUUUCUUGCCGGAUUGUCUUUCAACUUUUUCUUUCUCUUUUCGUUUGUCUUCAGUCCUUUCGUUAACCUUUCUUCCGUUUUAAAGCUCCCUUGCCCACUCCGCUCUCGCUCUUAGGAGUUAGCAUGACCUUAACUUUUGCUUGGAUUUUGUCUCUUUUCUUCACAACUAUUUGUCUGUCAAUCUGUCUACCUGUCCGUUUAUCUGUCGUUUUAUCUAUCUACCUAUUUCUAAAUCUUUGUGCCUAUAUAUGUAUAUAUAUAUAGGUAUAUGCAUAUAUAUAUAUAUAUAUAUAUAUAUAUAUAUAUAUAUAUAUAUAUAUAUAUGUAUGUAUGUAUGUAUGUAUGUAUGUAUGUAUGUAUGUAUAUAUACACAUCCAUCUGGUGUAUCUAUCUAUCACAUCAUAUUUCCAUCCAUCUUUCUCUUUCUCUCUCUCUCUCUCUCUCUCUCUCUCUCUCUCUCUCUCUCUCUCUCUCUCUCUCUCUCUCUCUCUCUCUCUCUCUCUCUCUCUCUCUCUCCAUCCCCUCUUCUCUUAUCUCCCUCUUCUUCCCUCCUAAACAUCUAUGUACACCUACCUGUUUAUCGAUUUGUUUAUUUUCCCCGCUUGCCUCUAUCCCCCUGAAAUAACAAAUAACAGCGCCACAACAACAAUAAAGCUGACGUAUCGAGUUCAUAAAUGCUUUGAUUGGAUUUUCGCUUAAAAAGGAAUGGGAGUCUUUGUUAGUAGUAGUCUUCAUAGACAAUAAAUGUGACAAUAACCAUGUGAUUGCUCUUUGUUGAUUGGUUUUACUCGAUGUAUAUUCUUCUAAUAAAAAAAAGGAAAUUUGGCUUGAUGGCUGUGUAGAAAUAAAGACUAUAUAAUGUA
Molecule: messenger RNA, 2807 nt
Organism: Penaeus indicus
Lineage: Eukaryota; Metazoa; Arthropoda; Malacostraca; Decapoda; Penaeidae
Product: normal mucosa of esophagus-specific gene 1 protein-like
Exons: 5
Coding region: 140-442 (100 amino acids)
Source: RefSeq, a predicted model, not a curated record